Fraxinus pennsylvanica is the source of this 4041-nucleotide messenger RNA. The record is from the annotation of a GenBank genome assembly. NCBI's taxonomy places the organism in Eukaryota, Viridiplantae, Streptophyta, Magnoliopsida, Lamiales, Oleaceae.
AUGGCAAAGGGGAGGAUCCAAAACUUGUUCCCUGUCAAAAGUACAAAGGACUCUCUUUCACUAAAUGGACAAUUGAAUAAGAUUGGCUGGGCUUUAGCUGUUUACAAAGACGAUCCUCUAUCUACUGCAACACGACAGAGCCACUACCGAUCCCCUAAAACCCUAAACCUAUACAUCAAGCGUAUUGCCUGUGAAAUUUUUGAGUGGUUAAGAUUGUUUUGUUUGGAUGGAUCAAAGGACUCAGAUGGAGAUGAAGUAUUUGAGGAGGCGGUGGAAGAGACUCCGAGGGUCGAUUCAGAGAAUAGAGACAUGAAGAAAGAUGAAACCGUUGACACAGUUGCAACUUCAGAGAGUAGUAAUGUGAAUUCAGAUCUAGGCAACGAGGUUGAGAUGUUUGAAGAGGCAAUUGGGGUUUCCGGUGCAAUUCAGCAUGCAGAUAAGGAGUCCGAGGCAAAAGCUGAUUUUUUGAUGAAUGAGUCUUCUGACGAUGAUCAAAUUGCUACAGAGAAACUUGUGAUGGAUGAAAGGAAUAGGUUGAUGGAUGGCACUGCUGUUGAGAAUGGAGUAGGUGACACCGAUUCUGUUGCUUCUGGAAAAACUGAAAAUCUAAAUGACAUGAAUGAGUUCAAUGAAAAGUUUGGUAAGUCUCCUGAGAAUCCUGAAACAGGUGCAUCGAAUCCUGCAGAGAUGAAGAUCGCUGAUGCAGUAAUAAUGGAAGAAAAUAUUACUGAGAUGUCAGAAACUCGAGAUAUCAGUGAGUUAAAAGGGGUUGGUGUGGGCUCUGAGAAGCCUGACAUGAAGGAAGCCCAGAUUCAUGAGAUUUCAGAGAUUCGAGAUGCCAAUGAGGUGAAAGGAGGCGAUACUGUUAUGGAGAAGCCUGUGAAUGGCGUGUCAGAUCAUAUGAAUUUGGCUGAAACUUUGACUCAUGAAGACCCAAUCCUUUCAGAUACUGAUGCAUUGAAAGAACAGAGUCAUAAGACUUCAUCAGAAACCCAAGAUGCUAAUUCAGAUCAUAUGAAUUUAGCUGAAACUUUGACUCAUGAAGGCCCAAUCCUUUCAGAUACUGAUGCAUUGAAAGAACAGAGUCAUAAGACUUCAUCAGAAACCCAAGAUGCUUAUGUGAUCAAAGGAAUUGAAACUGAACCUUUGCCAGAGUCCGAGUCCAGUGAGAGUGUUUUGCAUCACGAUGAACCGAAUGUUGUGGUUAUCGUCAGAGAUCAAGUUGAAAAUUCACUCAUUUCUGGUGCCCUACUCAAUGAUGGUGAGAAUACAGAACUGAAGAAACUAGAGUCACACAGUGAGGAAGCUGACAAUCAGGAUAUAGUUGGGGAAGAGCAUGGGAGUAUACCAGCCUCAGAUGCUUCUGUGGCUGUUCAAGUGAACGAAAGUUCUGGAUUCGAUAAUAAUUUUCUUGCUGUAGUGGAGGAAAGCACAAAAAACCUAGAGGUUGUGAGUUCACCUUUGGUAAAAGAUUCCGUGGCUGAAAGUGUUGAGAAGACCCAUUUUAGCUCGUCUGAAUUGGUAGCAGAAAAUUCUGGGGCUUCUCAACCUCAGCUUGUCAAUGCAAGUGAUGAAGUCUCUGAAGUUGUUGUCGAUGAGCCAGAGAAGGAAGGACGGAAGGACAAGAAAGAGGUGCAGGUUGCUUCAGAGUUAAUCAAACCUGCUGCUGCUAACCCUUUAUCUCCAGCACAUCCUGCUAGCCGUGAGCAUGCGUCCCCGCAGCCUGUAGCUGAUAUUCUUCCAUCCAUUGUUAACUCUGCAACUCCUGCUCGUCCUGCUGGCCUUGGGCGUGCUGCCCCUCUAUUGGAACCUACUUCUCGGGUGGUACAGCAGCCUCGAGUGAAUGGAGCUGUUUCUCGAGUGCAGGACCAACUCAUUGAAGAUCCGACAAAUGGGGAGGCCGAGGAGUAUGAUGAGACCCGUGAAAAGCUCCAGAUGAUCCGGGUCAAAUUUCUGCGACUUGCUCAUAGGCUUGGGCAGACUCCCCAUAACGUUGUUGUGGCUCAGGUCUUGUACAGAUUAGGGUUAGCUGAACAGCUACGGGGGAGAAGUGGGGGUCGUGUUGCUGCCUUUAGCUUUGAUCGUGCCAGUGCAAUGGCCGAGCAACUUGAGGCAGGUGGACAAGAACCCUUGGAUUUCACCUGCACAAUCAUGGUUCUUGGUAAAACAGGGGUUGGUAAAAGUGCAACCAUAAAUUCCAUAUUUGACGAAGUCAAGUUUGGUACUGAUGCUUUUCAGUUGGGCACCAAGAAAGUUCAGGAUAUUGUUGGGACCGUGCAGGGAAUCAAGGUGCGCGUAAUUGACACCCCUGGGCUUUUGCCGUCCUGGUCAGACCAACGCCAGAAUGAGAAAAUCCUCCGUUCUGUCAAACGGUUUAUUAACAAAACAACCCCCGACAUUGUUUUGUAUCUGGAUAGAUUGGAUAUGCAGAGCAGAGAUUUUGGUGACAUGCCAUUACUGCGUACAAUCACUGAAAUUUUUGGGCCGUCUAUAUGGUUCAAUGCAAUUGUCGUUCUGACUCAUGCUGCAUCUGCGCCACCUGAAGGUCCCAAUGGCACUGCAACAAGUUAUGACAUGUUUGUAACCCAGCGUUCCCAUGUUGUCCAGCAAGCAAUACGUCAGGCUGCUGGAGAUAUGCGGUUGAUGAAUCCAGUUUCAUUGGUGGAGAACCACUUGGCAUGCAGAACAAACAGAGCUGGACAGAGAGUGUUGCCAAACGGUCAGGUUUGGAAACCUCAUUUGUUGCUUCUGUCCUUUGCUUCAAAAAUUUUGGCUGAAGCGAAUACAUUACUGAAGUUGCAAGAUAGCUCGCCUGGAAAGCCAUUUAUCUCUCGAGCAAGAUCGCCUCCUUUACCUUUCCUUCUUUCAUCCCUUCUGCAGUCAAGACCCCAAGUGAAACUGCCAUCAGAGCAAUUCGGCGAUGAGGAUGAUGCUUUAGAUGAGGAUCUGGAUGAGUGCUCAGACUCAGAAGAUGAAUCAGAAUAUGAUGAAUUACCACCAUUCAAACCAUUGACCAAAGCACAGCUGGCAAAGCUUACUAGAGCCCAAAGGAAGGCAUACUAUGAUGAACUAGAAUAUAGGGAAAAGCUUUUCAUGAAGAGGCAGCUGAAGGAAGAGAAAAGGCGACGGAAGAUGAUGAAGAAAAUGCAAGAAGCAGCUAAAGAUUUGUCUCCUGACCUCGGUGAAAAUGCAGAAGAAGAGACCAAUGGUUCUGCGUCUGUGCCAGUUCCUAUGCAAGACUUAGCCCUACCUGCUUCCUUUGAUUCUGAUAAUCCAACUCAUCGAUAUCGUUACCUUGACUCCUCUAACCCAUGGCUUGUGAGACCUGUCUUAGAACCUAAUGGUUGGGAUCAUGACAUUGGUUACGAGGGCAUAAAUUUAGAAAGAUUGUUUGUGGUAAAAGAUAAGGUACCGAUAUCUUUUUCUGGCCACGUUUCAAAAGAUAAAAAGGACGCCAACCUUCAAAUGGAAAUUGCAAGUUCAGUGAAACAUGGGAAUGGUAAAGCAACCUCUGUAGGUUUUGACAUGCAAUCAGUUGGAAAGGAUAUUGCUUAUACUCUUCGAAGUGAGACAAGAUUUAGCAAUCACAGAAUAAAUAAGGCCAUUGCUGGUCUUUCAGCUACUCUGUUGGGUGAUGUUUUAACUGGUGGAAUGAAAUUAGAGGACAAAUUAAUUGUUGGUAAACGAGGUCAGAUGGUUGUUUCUGGAGGAGCCAUUUUUGGUCGUGGGGAUGUUGCUUAUGGUGGUAGUCUGGAAGCAACGCUGAGGGACAAAGACCAUCCUUUAGGGCGUUUCUUAUCAACUUUGGGACUGUCAGUUAUGGAUUGGCAUGGAGAUCUUGCUAUUGGAUGCAAUUCGCAGACUCAAAUCCCUAUUGGACGACAUACAAAUUUUAUUGGCCGUGUCAAUAUAAAUAACAGGGGAUCUGGACAAGUUAGUAUUCGUAUCAACAGCACCGAACAGCUUCAGAUAGCCUUGAUCAGCUUAAUUCCUCUGGCUAAAAAGUUGCUUGGUUAUUCUCAGCCAGUGCAGUAUGUAUAA